Messenger RNA from Marchantia polymorpha subsp. ruderalis, 1899 nucleotides. The record is from the annotation of a GenBank genome assembly. Lineage: Eukaryota; Viridiplantae; Streptophyta; Marchantiopsida; Marchantiales; Marchantiaceae.
AGGACAAACGGGAAUUGAUUAUGAGGGCAGGCAGGACAAGAGCACUAUGCAGAUUGGGCACUUAUGCCUGAAAGAUCGUGAGAGGAUGGGAUGAUGCCCUUUUGGAGGCUUGCCAUGCCCUGAUUGAGCUACUGGACAAAGCACUGGAUCAUCCACUCUCGACAGUUUGCCGUAGCUGACCUUCUGCAGUCAAGAAGAAAGUUAGAGGAUGUGCAGGACUGGGGGCUGGGGCCGGGGCCGGAGAUUCGGCAUAUUUCUCCAGCCGUGAAUAUCGGAGGAGGAGGGAGGGGGGCUGUUGGGGUUCGAGUGCUCUCAAUCAGGAAAGCAAAGCCCAGCAAACCGAGGGAGAAAUUGGGUACCAAGGAAACAAAGAAACAGGAGUCCCGGGAAGAGCUUGAUUGACGGAACUGGCUCUAGGUUCCAGUAUCAAGAGGAGGAGGAGGAGGAGAUCAACGGAGGAAAGAGGCGUAUUCAUCCGGUCUGUGGAAGAAGUAGUGAACAGCCGCGGCAGCCGCAAGAGCAAUGAAUACUGCCGGUCCCGGAACAACAGCGCGGCCUCCCACAAUGAGGCCCAAUGCAGUGGAAGCCAAUCCGCUGCCCACAUUAAUCUCCGUCUUGGGUCUCAUUUUCGCCGUCCUCAUUCCUAUCAGUAUUGCCGGAACCAAUUUUGGGAUCGUGCACCAAAUUCCUGAAGGGCACGUUGGGGUUUAUUGGCGUGGUGGAGCACUGUUGAAGACGAUUUCCGGACCAGGUUUCCACUUGAUGAUGCCUUUCUUGACCCGUUAUGAACCGAUUCAGGUUACAAUUCAGACAGACCAGGUAAAAGACAUACCGUGCGGUACCAAGGGAGGAGUAAUGAUAUAUUUCGAGAAAAUUGAGGUGGUUAAUCGGCUGAACAGAGAGUAUGUGUAUGAUACCAUCCUCAAUUAUGGUGUUAGUUAUGACAAAACAUGGAUUUACGAUAAAAUCCACCACGAGAUCAACCAAUUUUGCAGCUCUCAUUCGCUUCAGGAAGUUUACAUUGAUCAGUUCGAUCAGAUAGAUGAGACUAUGAAAGAAGCCAUCCAGCGUGACUGUACCCGGUAUGCUCCAGGCAUUGAGAUCAUUGGCGUAAGAGUGACAAAGCCAAAGAUACCUUCUUCUAUUGCACGUAACUAUGAAAUAAUGGAGGAAGAACGCACUAAGGUGAUGAUUGCGGUAGAGAAGCAGAAGGUGGCUGAGAAGGAGGCUGAAACAUUGAAGAAAAGAGCAGUCACAGACGCGGAGAAAGAUGCCCAAGUUAGUGCAAUUUUGAUGCAGCAACGUGUCAUGGAAAAGGAGAGCAUCAUGCGGCAGCAAAAAAUAGAAGAUGAAAUGUACCUUGCACGGGAAAAGAGUCUCGCUGAUGCGAACUAUUACAGGGUUUUGAGAGAGGCUGAGGCCAACAAGCUGAAACUCACACCGGAGUAUCUGGAGCUGCGGUUUAUCGAGUCGAUUGCCAACAAUACAAAACUCUUCUUCGGGGAAAAGCUCCCUGGAAUGGUGUGGGAUCAAAGAUUGUUGGGAAGCUUUCUUUCGGGUGUGGCCCCGAAAGGUGUAGAGGCAUAGGACUGAAAGACGUGUAAAGAGUAGAGUCAGGAUCGACAUCAAGUAAUUUGGCCAAUUCGAAGUGUUUGUUAUCAGCAGCAGGGCCAGGUUAUUCUGGCGGAGUAGCCUUUGUACAGUUUUCCAGUUACACAGCUCACAAAGACAAUUUUGGUUUCCUCGUCAUGGGGGAGACUCCUUGAGUGGGAGGGAGCUAACUGUGCGUGCCGACAUGGGCAGCGGGAGGCUCAUUUGUGCAUAUACCAUCUUGAGAAUAUCAUCACAUGUUCUCCCAUGCAUGAAUUUUACUUGAAGACCUGAACACGUUCAUCCCAA